AUGAACCCUAAUGCUCCUUUCGGUGGACAGCCACCUGGAGUUUUCCAGACACCACCUAGGAGUUCUUCUGGAAUGAUUCAGGUUCAUCCACCACUCCAGUUUGGCCAGCUCUCACUGUUUGGGCCGAACAGUGGAGGAGUGGCAAAGAAUCCUGGCUUCCCGCCCCCAUCUGACUUCACAAGAACUUCAGAACUACGUGGUUCUUCAGGUCAAACUUCGGGAUUUGUUCAUCCUCUGGGAUUUUCACAGUCUUAUCCUUUUGGGCACACUACAUCGUUCGUGGCUGCUCCCCCAUCAACCAGCUCUUCUGUUGCCGGCAAGCAAGGAUUCAGUUUUAAACCACCUAUGAAUCUCGGGACUUCUCAGACUCCUUCUAAGUUUGGAAAUACACCUGGAGAAGCUUCAGGCAAUGUCUUUGCAGGUACAGAUUUUAGCUUCAAAACCCCUGAGAAUGCAAUGUUCAAGCCUAUCUUUGGCGUUGGUUCAGAACCAGAGAAACCACAAACCAUCCCAAGUCCGUUCACGUUUUCCUUUCCAGGUGGGAGCGGGCCUGGAAGACUUGCCCCCUUUGGCAUUUCUCAGGAAACCAGCGGCUCGAGUGCUACUACUCACUUCAGCUUUUCAAAACCAGCAAGCAAUAGUGCUAUUUUAGCAUCUUCCUUCACUGCUGCUGUACCAAGCAGGACUGUAGAGGAUGACAAAAAAGGACCUGUAAAUCCUUUCGCAAAUCCUAGUAGCAGCUUUGCUGCUUUUUCUUACCCAUCUGGUGGGUCAAGCAGACCAGAACAUGAAGAAUUUGUAGCUCCGAGUGAGCCCGCCGAUAAGGGAACAAAGAGAAAGGAAGAGCAAGAUCAUUCCCCAAGGAGACGUGAUUAUGAUACCGCAGAUGAGCCAGAGGUUCAGUCACGGAGCGAUUAUUCUUCCAGCAAGCGUCCGGUCAGGCUGACUCGGGCUCGCGCAGGGGGCCUCUUCGGUAUAACAUUGCAAGAUGUUCUGAAAAGUAAUAAAGACAGUGGGCGCCCUAAGAAAGAAUCCAAAAUGGAGAGAGUCUCCCUAGAAUCAGGAGAGCUGGAACAGACGAGCGUAGCGGGGGGAAUCCAGUCUGGUUUGGCACUGGCAAGGCCGUCCCUGUUACAGAAAGAGGAAGAAAAUAAGGCAAAACUGAAGGAAAAUUCUUCCGUCUCGAAUACCUCACGUCGAAAUCGGAGCAGUGGGAGCACAGAGAGCCUGGGCGGCUUGCCCACGGGCGAGUUCAAAGCCUUCCAGUGCAAAAAUAUUCCUGAUUAUCUAAAUGACAGAAAUGUCCUCGAGAAUCACUUCAAGAAGUCUGCAAAAAUCCACCGUAUCUUUACCAACAGAAACAAAAAGCUGGCAGUUGUUUAUUGUUUUGAUCAUGCAUCUGCUGCUUUGGCUAGAAAGAAAGCCAAAGGGCUACACAAAGAAAUAGUGACAUUUUGGCACAGGAAGAAAUCAGGUCCUAAUAAGAGAGAGUACGCAUCCAAGGAGCAGGUGGAAGAUGUGAGCGAAGGGAGGCAAAAAACCGACCCUCCGAGUUAUCUGCAUUCCUCACAGAGCAAGUCCUUAAUCCGAUCCACAGCUGGUGGGAACCUGUUGAGCAAAAGCUCUCCAGCUAAGAAGUCUGGUCUUAAAAAGUCUCUGCAGUUUGAAGCAGACACCUUUGAUUCUGGGCCUGAAAGCCACGGCUUAGAGAACUUGGAAGCAUCCGCACCGUGUCUUAGUAAUCUUAUCGGCAUGGUAGCGGAGUCUUCUGAGGACAAAUACCGCCUCCUGGACCAGAGAGAUAAACUCAUGCGGCAAGCUCGACUAAAACGAACCGAUCUCGGCCAGACCUUUAUCGGCACGUGCCCAGACAUGUGCCCGGAGAAAGAACGAUACAUGAGGGAGACGAGGAACCAGCUCAGCAUCUUUGAGGUGAUUCCAGGAACAGACAAGGUGGACCAUGCAGCCGCGAUAAAGGAGUACAGCAGGUCGUCAGCAGACCAGGAAGAGCCUUUGCCACACGAGCUGAGGCCUUUGGAAGUAUUGAGUAUGACCAUGAACUACUUAGUCACUCAGAUCAUGGACAAAGGAGAAGGGAACUUCCGGGAGUGGUACGAUUUCGUGUGGAAUAGGACUCGUGGGAUAAGGAAGGAUAUAACCCAGCAGCAUCUCUGCAAUCCUCUGACGGUUUCCUUAAUCGAGAAAUGCACUCGUUUCCAUAUCCACUGUUCCCACCACCUGUGUGAAGAGCCAAUGUCCUCUUUUGAUGCUAAAAUCAACAAUGAGAACAUGACCAAGUGCCUCCAGAGCCUGAAGGAGAUGUAUCAGGACCUUGCCAACAAGGAGGUUUACUGUAAGAAUGAAGCAGAGUUCAGGGGAUACAACGUCCUCCUGAACCUCAACAAAGGAGAUAUUCUGAGAGAAGUCCAACAGUUUCGUCCAGAAGUGCGGAACUCCAGCGAAGUCAGAUUUGCGGUUCAAGCCUUUACUGCUUUAAACAGUAAUAAUUUUGUGAGGUUUUUCAAACUUGUACAAGCAGCUUCUUACUUGAACGCGUGCUUACUCCAUUGCUAUUUCAGUCAGAUUCGUAAAGAUGCUCUGAAGGCUCUCAAUAUCGCUUACACCGUGAACACUCAGAGGUCAACCAUCUUUCCGCUGCACAACAUCGUCCGCAUGUUAUUGUUCAGGGACUCCGAAAUCACGAGUGAUUUCAUCAGUUACUAUGGCUUGAGCGUGUCUGAUGGUUUUGUGGAGCUGAACCGUUCAGCCUUUUUGGAACCAGAAAGCUUGCCCAAGCCGAAGAAGUCGCCGUUCAUCAGCCAGAAGCUCGCUGGGCUGGUUGGGGAAAUUGUCUGCGGGGGACCUCUGCCAGCCGCAGCUUGUCAUGUACCUGUGUGCAGCUUCAAUGGGCAAAAUAAAUACACCGGGGGGAGUGCUGCAGUGGACUCAGCCAGCGGCGGUCAGAAAGCCAACGCUGAUGUCUCAGAAGCAAGAGCAGAAAGGGGUGAUACAGAAGCACGUCAGUUUCAUCCUCCGCUGUCGGUUUUACCCCUCCAGCCAGCCCCCAUGCCUUCUGUUGCAGUGUCCACCUUUCAGCCUCUUCCGCAGCCGUUGCUGCCGCCGCCUCCAAAACCUCAGCCUGCUUAUUGUGAUACGGACAUUGCGGAAGUAGUCGAAGAGCUUGUGCGUGAUGUGCUGGAGGCAGAAUGCAGGGAAAUCGGCAGUGCGGGAGCAACUUAUGUGCAUUCUGCAAUACGGAUCUCUGAUGCUACCGCGGAGGAAGUCAUGACAGAAGUGACGCUGGAAACGCUGAGGCAAAUUUCUUCUAAUACUUUAAACGCAGAAAGAGAGAGAUUUGAAGAGGAAAAACGGCGGGCUGAAGAAGAGAGACGGAAGCGAGAAAGAGAGCAGACCAUAACCAUGUUGAGCCAGUCUUUGGGUGCAGAAUUCACAGAAGAAGUAGUAAGGGAAAUUGUGGGAGAGAUUUCAGCUAAGGAGUUAAAGUGUGCUGUGGAGAAAGACCAAAGAGAGCGGGUUGCUCGUUGCUCAAAGGAAGUGUGUUCUGAAAUAGUGGGUGUGUUUCUGGAAGAUGAGAUUUUCCACUGUGCCAAGGAAACCCUGCAGGAACUCCAGUGCUUCUGCAAAUACUUACAGCGAUGGAGGGAAGCCGUUGCAGCCCGAAAGAGGCUGAAGCGUCAGAUGAGAGCGUUCCCGGCCGCUCCGUGCUGUGUGGACCCCAAAAACCAACUGAAGGCUCUGUUGCCCAGCGCAGAGUGCCCUAUCUCCAGAGAGAACCUGGCGAAAGGGAUGGUAGACCUGGGGCACGCGGGAAGGCUUGGCACCUCCUGUUGUAGGCUAGCGCGGCUGCGACAGAAGACGAUCCACCAAAUGAAAGUGCAGUAUUUUUAUCAGCAGUUAUUAGGUGAUGCCGUUUGGACUCCGCUGGAUCUGCCAUCCUUGGUGGCUGAAAAUAUUCCAGAGCAGCAAGAAAAAGUCUUUUGGAAGGUACUUUUGGUGCUGCCGGCCUGUGAGGAACUCCCGGUGGAAGAUCCCAGCAGAAUUCUAGCAGGUUGGUUGAAAGCUAAAUUCACGACCGAUAAAAAUGCCCAGGCUACUGCAUCAGUGGCGGACGACGGACUCCGGACGCUUGCGCUCCAUACCUCUCUUUGUGCGCAGGGAGAUCAGGCUGUUUGUGUUAGUGUGUGUGUAAAGGUGACCCACGGAAUACUCAGCCUCCCCGAGGUGGAUGACGUGGAGACACAGAAAGAGCUUCUCGGCACCAGCGGGCUCAUUCUCCUGCUGCCUCUUCACGUGAGGAGCGAGGAUGUUGCCACGGAAGACGUCUAUUGGCUUUCCGCCUUGCUUCAGUUGAAACGGCUCCUGCAGGCAAAGCCGUUCCAUCCGUUGGUGCCGCUGGUGGUUUUAGCUCCAAGCCACAGAGAUGAAGCCAUUGAAAAAGAAGCAGAAGAAGGGUUGAUGUUGCCGGACUUGAUUUCCGCAAACCUUAUUUCAGACUACAUCGUCGUCGGAAUGCCGGAUUCUGUCAAUGACUUGCAAGGCACCAGCAGGUUGGCCGAAGCAAUGCAAUGGCUGGUUGCUCAGUGCCCCAGUUCCUUCCAGUUCUGCUGCCAGACGCUUACCCAGUAUGUUGAAGAUGGCAUUGACAGAGAAUUCAGCCAGCACUUCUACCAAGACAAGAAGGAAAGGCGUGUGGCUGGCUUGCCCUCCCAAGACCCCAGUGCCAUCAUAGAGCUGUACAACAGUGUGAUACAGUUCCUGGCUGACGUUGCAUCUUCGGAUGAGCUCUGGGACCUGUCCUGGCCUGUGACUGAGUUUGCAGAGCCCGGGGGCAGCAAAGCACUCCCCCAUCUGCAGUGGAACACACCCAGCCACUUGGCUUGGCUGAAGAAGGCGCUCCUGUCCUUCCAGAUCCCACAGAUGGAUCUCCCUCCUUUGGGUGCUCCCUGGCAUCCGGUUUGCACCAUGAUUCUCCACUAUUUGUCCCAGACGGCCAGUUCUCCUCACACCCAAGCAGUACUCCAGUCUCAGGUGGAGAGCCUGCUAAGCAAAGCCUACGUCAUGUGGAGGGGCAGGAUGCGCACCAGCUCAGAAGAAGGGGGCCCUUCUGUGGCGGAGAUCCCUUGGGAUAGUAUUUUGGCAUUGUGCAUUAACCACAAAUUGAGAGACUGGAAACCUCCUCGCUUGCCAGUGGCACCGGAAGCAGUGAGCAAAGACGGCCAGGUGUAUGUGUAUUUUUUAAAGGAGCACUUGAGAAAGUUCGUCUGUCCAUCCUUAUGGGAAGAAGCUCGGCUAAAAACCCAGAAGGAGGUCCAGCGAAUUCAAGGAAGGUCCACGACAAAGUCUCAGGUUCUUCUGCAGCCGUAUUCUCUGUCAUUUGCUCCAGCGAAACAUGACUCCGGCUUGAGAAACGCAAGUGAUGAGGAACUGCGCGUUUCCCCUGGAGCAGAUCUUAUGCUGACUGAUUCCCAUCUGGAUCAUCUCACCAAGCGCCUGUCUGCCAAGCUGCAGCUAGAAAAAAAUGAGAGCAGGAGGUUUGAUGAACAGCUGCAGCAAUUCUUAGUGAAUGACUCUGAGCUGUUGUGGGACCCCCAGUCUCUUCCAGUUUACCUUCCCGAGGCGCUAGUGUCUAUGCCUCAGAUCAUCCCCGCAGUGGCAAAAGCACCUGUGCCAAGAAGCCCAGAGGACGACACCUGGAUGCUGAAGGACACCGACCCCUCCCUGGCACACAGAUUGAAUUAUUUGAAACGCCUGCUCAGAGCUAGCAAAGAAGAGGAAGUGACCUGUGGGCUUCACUUGUCUACUGUGCUGGACAUGACAAAUACCUGA
Messenger RNA from Euleptes europaea (tarantolino), 5847 nucleotides. It is a transcript of the gene MCM3AP, whose product is annotated as minichromosome maintenance complex component 3 associated protein. The record is from RefSeq and is a predicted model, not a curated record. Bases 1 to 5847 code for a protein of 1948 amino acids. The transcript has 28 exons. NCBI's taxonomy places the organism in Eukaryota, Metazoa, Chordata, Lepidosauria, Squamata, Sphaerodactylidae. Gene Ontology annotation, cellular component: transcription export complex 2; nucleus; cytoplasm. Gene Ontology annotation, biological process: mRNA export from nucleus.